Bactrocera dorsalis (oriental fruit fly) is the source of this 3566-nucleotide messenger RNA. RefSeq names its product intraflagellar transport protein 88 homolog (gene nompB). The record is from RefSeq and is a predicted model, not a curated record. Gene Ontology annotation, cellular component: centriole; non-motile cilium; ciliary base. The coding region runs from base 36 to 2666 and encodes 876 amino acids. Lineage: Eukaryota; Metazoa; Arthropoda; Insecta; Diptera; Tephritidae. Gene Ontology annotation, molecular function: kinesin binding. Gene Ontology annotation, biological process: intraciliary transport; non-motile cilium assembly. The transcript has 9 exons.
UAGUAUAGUGGUGAGGUUUGCGUGGACACGAGUGUAUGUGUUGUGGCAGUAGUUGCUAUGGUAUUUUGUUGAGUAGUUCAUCAGGUAUGAGUGUAUCGGUAGAGAGUGCGUCCAGCCAACAUUCUAAUGCACAAGCUUCAACGCUUACUUCAGCCGCGCGGCCUCCUACGUCGCUGCUCUUCUCACGUGGAAAUUUGGUUAGUAGCCGGAUGAGCAAUGACAGAUCUACGACAGCACGUCCGUCUACAGCUGUACGGGGAGUUGGUUAUGGUGCAAACUCAGCUGGUUCCACAGGACAACGAUUCGACGAACUAUUUUUAGAAAAGGCCAAGCAGCAAACGCUGUCCUCUACAAAUGCAACGGUAGACACUAAAAAGGAAGUCAAUCCGCAGGUUAAGUUUAAGCACUUAGAAUCAAAGAUCACAAAAUUGCUCGAAGCUUCAAUUCUGUUAUCAACAAAAAAUGCAUUGGUUAAUAACGGCACAUCUACAGCCGAAUUAAAAUCAACAUUAUCAGAAGCGCUAAAUAAGGCCAAAGAAGCUUUUUCACUGGAUCGUACUUUGCAUCAAUUUCGGGCACAAUAUGGAGAAAAUAUUUUUCAUAAUUUCGAUCUUACUUAUGCGGUUUUCUUUAACCUGGCCGAACAGUAUGAACGCAAUGACAUGCACAUUGAGGCUCUUAACACCUACAGUAUCAUGACAAAGAAUAAAAUGUUUCCACACGUCAAUCAGCUGAAGUUAAAUAUGGGAAAUAUAUACUAUAAAAUGGGAAUAUAUCCAAAGGCAAUUAAAAUGUACCGGAUGGCUCUCGACUCAGUGCCGAAUAACUUAAAACAACUUCGACUUAAAAUAACUCAGAAUAUUGGAAUCCUAUUUGUACGCAUGGGGCAAUACAUUGAUGCGGCGUCCAGCUUUGAAUUCAUAAUGACUGAACGCGCUGAUAUUCGCAGUGGUAUACACUCCAUUCUAUGCUAUUAUGCCAUGGGAGAUGUAGAAAAGAUUAAGAGUACAUUUCGUAACUUAUGCGACAUUCAACCGAUUGAAAGCGAAAAUGAUCUGGAAAUAGAGAACAACAUUGUCAAAAUCCAACAACAUGCCACUGUCGCUUUGGGCGCAGACGCUGAUGAGCAGGAGCGUAAUUCAUCUCCUUUCCAGCAGGACGUUACUCCCUCUAUUGAGAAAGUUAUGAAUGAAGCAGCAAGUGCGAAUAUGGAGCUUGAUGGUAAUGACAGAACUAAGAAAAAUUCUGAUGCGAUCAGAAAGCGUUAUGUUACUAAAGCUCUCAAGUGUGACGAGCUGGCUGGUUAUGUCAAACAGCGACGCAAUAAUGACAAACGGGGCAUUACCAUGAUUGUAGAUUUAAUAUCACCGAUUAUCGAGGAGAAUUAUAACGAUGGCUAUAACUGGUGCAUUGAAGUUAUAAAAACUUCAAGUUUGUCUUGGCUUGCGAACGAACUGGAAUUAAAUAAAGCCUUGGUUUACUUACGCCAAAACGAAGUUAGUCAGGCAAUUGAAACCUUACAAAUGCAUAACAAAAACUCAGAAGAAUCAAUGACUGCCAGUGCACUGAUAAAUCUUUCCUUUAUUUAUAUCAAUUUGAGCAAUUUUGAUAUGGCAGCUCAUUGCAUAAACCAACUAAAUGAAUUUGGAGUUUUACAAAAUAAUGCCAUGGCACUUGUUAAUGCCAGCAUUAUCGAUUAUGCGCGUAAGGAUUAUGAUGCAGCACGAAAAAAACUAGAACGCGCUCUCCAAAUCCAACCGGACAACUUUGAAGCUAACUAUAAUCUUGGUUUGAUUGGAUUGCAAGAGAAUAAUUUGGAACUGGCUGAGGAACAAUUUGAAAAUUUGAAAAGCGUUAUGAUGGUACCACAUUCAGUCCAACAUAGCCAUGUUUAUUUUCAGUUGGCCAAACUGCAAGAGAAAUUGCAUACUAAUUCAAUGCCAAGCACCAGUUUUCGCCAUACUAUAACACAAGCGGCCUUGCAGUCCUACCUACAGGUGUUGGGCAUCUCCGCAGCCGAUACCGAUUCACGGCUAUUCGACAAAGUAGGAUCAAUUUACGAACAAGUACAAGAUCACCAGGAAGCUAAUCAAUACUACAACGAAGCAUAUCGCAUUAACCCAAGUGAUAUAAAUACCGCCAGCUCCAUUGGUUCCUACUAUAUCAAAUUGCAGGCUACAGAGAAAGCCAUAUAUUACUAUGAGCGCGCAGUACUGGCGAAUCCUAACGAUCCGAAUCUAAUGCUACGUGUAGCCAGCUGCUUUCGUAAUUCAUACUUGCCUUCUAAACAAUAUUUGGGUAUCUUUCAAAAGAUCUAUAACCGUUUUCCUGACAAUCUGACAUGUGUCCGCGCAUUGGUACAAGUCACAAAAUCACUUGGUUUAACGGAUUUACAUGAAAAAUACUCCCUUGAAUAUGCACGUUUACAUAAAGUACUGACAGAGCGCCAAAACGAUCAGCGUUACCAACAGCAAAGGCUUUCCUCAGCAACAUCCAGCAGGGGAAAUGGUCGAUUUAGAGAAUCGAAGAAUAAUAUAGAAGAUGCUUCAUUGAGAAGAUGUGUGGAAAAUGUUGAAGCUAAAACCAUAACGUCUGGAUUCAACGGGGAUCAAUAUUUGCAAAAUUUAAACUCAAAUAUGACAGGAUUUUCAUGCAUUAGUAUUUGACAGAUCACGUGGGAUUUCAGACAUGGUGUCAAAGAGAAAGAUGCUCAGUAUGCUUUGACAUUUCAUCAUGAAUAGACUUACUAACGAGCAACGCUUGCAAAUCAUUGAAUUUUAUUACCAAAAUCAGUGUUCGGUUCGAAAUGUGUUUAUCGACAAAUUUUGUUCAGCGAUGAGGCUCAUUUCUGGUUGAAUGGCUACGUAAAUAAGCAAAAUUGCCGCAUUUGGGGUGAAGAGCAACCAGAAGCCGUUCAAGAACUGCCCAUGCAUCCCGAAAAAUGCACUGUUUGGUGUGGUUUGUACGCUGGUGGAAUCAUUGGACCGUAUUUUUUCAAAGAUGCUGUUGGACGCAACGUUACGGUGAAUGGCGAUCGCUAUCGUUCGAUGCUAACAAACUUUUUGUUGCCAAAAAUGGAAGAACUGAACUUGGUUGACAUGUGGUUUCAACAAGAUGGCGCUACAUGCCACACAGCUCGCGAUUCUAUGGCCAUUUUGAGGGAAAACUUCGGACAACAAUUCAUCUCAAGAAAUGAACCCGUAAGUUGGCCACCAAGAUCAUGCGAUUUAACGCCUUUAGACUAUUUUUUGUGGGGCUACGUCAAGUCUAAAGUCUACAGAAAUAAGCCAGCAACUAUUCCAGCUUUGGAAGACAACAUUUCCGAAGAAAUUCGGGCUAUUCCGGCCGAAAUGCUCGAAAAAGUUGCCCAAAAUUGGACUUUCCGAAUGGACCACCUAAGACGCAGCCGCGGUCAACAUUUAAAUGAAAUUAUCUUCAAAAAGUAAAUGUCAUGAACCAAUCUAACGUUUCAAAUAAAGAACCGAUGAGAUUUUGCAAAUUUUAUGCGUUUUUUUUUAAAAAAAAGUUAUCAAGCUCUUAAAAAAUCACCCUUUACUUAUACAUAU